AUAGACGGACGGAGACCACCUUGCAACUCUUCCUCUCAUCCGGUCUUCAUGUGAUUUCUCUUUCUUGUCCUAUAGAAUCACUCCUUUUUUCUUUUAGACGACCAUAAUUCUGCAACAUUACUGAGUGAAAAAAUGAAAAGGACGUGAUCCAAGUGCACAACAGAACAAAUGGCGAUGCUAGAGAGGGAGAGGGACGUGGGUUGGUGGACAUUUCUGUAGAUGGUCGUUUCAUUCUUCUAAAAGCUCAAGCAUACCUGCCUGUGAAAAGUGGAGAAGCAACAGAAGCAGAAUUGGCACCAUCCUCUUCCCCUUCUUCAUUGUUGUUGAUCAGUUGUUUUGAAGCAUAAGAACAGAGAAGCUGAAGUGGCACCAUCCUCUUCCUCUUCUUUAUUGUUGUUUAUCAAUUGUAGAGAGAGCGAGAGAGAACUUUGAUCAGCAGGGAAGCAAUCAGGAAAUCAUUCACCAUGCUCUGUGUUGGUCGACUUUUCACAUGCAUCGGACCUUCUUACUCCUCUUCCCCUCCCCAUUCUUCCCCUUGUCUAUCUGAACUUCUGCGUAUUAAACAUCCGUCCCCUUCUCCUGUUCGAUGGCGACUGAGCAGGGCCGCCAUGGAUGCUGCUGACUCCUCCUCCUUUCCGGCCAGCCCUUUGCAGGCGGAACCUGAUGCCGUCGACAAAAGCUCGGGCAGUUUUUGUAUCAUAGAAGGGCCGGAAACGGUACAAGAUUUUGCAAAAUUGGAGUUGCAGGAACUUCAAGACAAUAUCCGGAGCCGGCGGAACAAAAUCUUUCUACACAUGGAGGAGGUCCGUAGGUUAAGGAUCCAACAAAGGAUUAAAAGUGCUGAGCUUGGUAUCUUCAAUGACAAGCCUGAAAAUGAACUUCCCAAUUUUCCAUCAUUUAUACCCUUUCUGCCUCCACUGACACCGGCGAACUUGAGGGUCUACUAUGCUACUUGUUUUACUCUCAUUGGUGGCAUCAUCCUUUUUGGUGGCCUACUUGCUCCAACUCUUGAGCUUAAACUGGGACUAGGAGGUACAUCAUAUGAAGAUUUUAUUCGCAGCAUGCAUUUACCCCUUCAAUUGAGUCAGGUUGAUCCCAUAGUGGCAUCAUUCUCAGGGGGAGCUGUUGGUGUUAUUUCAGCUUUGAUGGUUGUUGAAGUCAACAAUGUCAAACAGCAAGAGCACAAGAGAUGCAAAUACUGUCUUGGAACAGGAUAUUUGGCUUGUGCUCGCUGUUCAAACACAGGAACUAUUCCAAUUGAACCAAUUGUAAUGGCUCAAGGUUCUGAUCAACCUUUACCACUGCCUAAGACACAACGGUGUAAAAACUGUUUAGGUGCUGGAAAGGUUAUGUGUCCAACUUGCCUUUGCACCGGAAUGGCUAUGGCCAGUGAACAUGAUCCAAGAAUCGAUCCAUUUGAUUAAUGAUGUUGCUGAAUAAUCUUAUCACCUGAUUCUGGUAGCCAUUGUGGGGAAAUUUUGUACUGCAGCCUAACUGCAAAGUGAAGGAUACAAAAUAGAAAAUAAUACUGGUUAUGUAGUUAUUCAAACAUAAUUGGCCCUUGUAUCAUUGAUGACAUAUAGAGAAAGAAUUGCCUAUGAUUGUAAUUCUCUCAUAUUGAAUGAUGCCAAUAUGUUACCAUUAUGUUACACAAAUCAAUAAAAAAGAUUUGAGUAAA
Molecule: messenger RNA, 1678 nt
Organism: Nymphaea colorata (pocket water lily)
Lineage: Eukaryota; Viridiplantae; Streptophyta; Magnoliopsida; Nymphaeales; Nymphaeaceae
Product: protein ORANGE, chloroplastic-like
Exons: 8
Coding region: 465-1424 (319 amino acids)
Source: RefSeq, a predicted model, not a curated record